CAGGGGAAGCCUUCGUGCAGUUUGCCUCAAAGGAGAUAGCAGAAAAGGCUCUGGGGAAACACAAGGAAAGAAUAGGGCACAGGUGGGGCCGGCAAGACUGGGCUGGGUGCUAAUGCUAUCUCUAAAUGUGGGGUGGGGGGGUCAUGCAUCUUUCUGCUCUGGAAAAAGAUGGUACAUAGAGAUAUUCAAAAGCAGUCAAAAUGAAAUGCGUGCAUACUACGAAGUACCCCGGAGGAUGAUGGGACAGAGGCCUAGUCCAUAUGACAGACCCAUGAUGGGACGCGGGGGCUUCUUUGGGCCCGGGCCUGGAAGGGGAGGUGCUGUCCUGGACCAGAUGCGCAGAGGCGAUUACAGCAGCGGAUAUGGUGGGUUUGAAGACUACAAUGGCUUUAACAACAACUGCUUUGGUAACGGCAUGUUUGAAGAGCACGUGCGUGAUGAUAGAGGAAGAGGAAGAAUGGGGGGUCAUAGCUACAGCAGCGACUCAAACUCAGGCUUUCACAGCGGUCAUUUUGUGCACAUGAGAGGCCUACCGUUCCGUGCUACAGAGGCGGAUAUCGCACAUUUCUUUGCCCCUUUAAUUCCUGUGAGGGUGCACAUUGAUGUAGGACCUAAUGGAAAGUCUACAGGAGAGGCAGACGUUGAGUUCGGAUCUCACGAAGAUGCUGUAUCUGCCAUGUCAAAAGACAAGAAUCAUAUGCAGCAUCGUUACAUUGAGCUUUUCCUGAAUUCAACUUCAAGUGGGCCGUCCGAAAUGGGCCGUGGAGGAGGUUUCUAUGGCAACUCUGGUGGUAUGGGCUCUCGAGGAAGUGGACUAAGGGGGAUGUAUUGAGGAUGCUUACAAAUCAUGCACUUUUCAACCCAAAGUUGGAACUUCCAGCUUGGAAGGUCUUUUUAUAUGAAUAUGUUUUCACAUGUUCCUAUGAAAUAUGCCCAAACUAUUUUCCAGGCUUGAAGAAAAUUAA
Sinocyclocheilus anshuiensis is the source of this 965-nucleotide messenger RNA. RefSeq names its product heterogeneous nuclear ribonucleoprotein H3 (2H9) (gene hnrnph3). The transcript is spliced from 6 exons. Bases 113 to 832 code for a protein of 239 amino acids. NCBI's taxonomy places the organism in Eukaryota, Metazoa, Chordata, Actinopteri, Cypriniformes, Cyprinidae. Gene Ontology annotation, molecular function: RNA binding. The record is from RefSeq and is a predicted model, not a curated record.